This is a messenger RNA of Drosophila virilis, 1052 nucleotides long. NCBI's taxonomy places the organism in Eukaryota, Metazoa, Arthropoda, Insecta, Diptera, Drosophilidae. The record is from RefSeq and is a predicted model, not a curated record.
GAAUAUUAAUAAUAUUAAUCGUUUGGAAUAUUACCGAGCUCUAACUCCCUCGUUUCGUAUACUCUAUUCGCAAUAGUAAAAAGUUAUUCCCUCAAAACCGAUAAAUAUCGAUUGGCUGCACUUAUCGAGUUAACCAGACUGGAGUGAGGGUAUGUAAGUGCGAGCAUAUGUUUUAGGAGACUUGGAGCUGAUUUAAAGGGUAUCUCGUAGGCUAUCUGAGAACUAUCAAGCUGCAAAUCUUACAAAAUUAUAUGUGUCACAAAUAAAAUUUGUUUCCUAUACAAAUAUAUGUAUAUAUAAUUUGUCGGCCGAACAGAACUAACAAUUCAGAGUGCUUGAAAUAUGUCGCUACUUAAACUAUUUCAAAUCCAGCUACCCUUUGCAACUGUCAGACUGAUCCGCCCCUUACUGAGGAGUCCCAUUGCUCAAGUUGUCAUUUCCUUUGCGGUGGGCUAUUAUGCAACUACGAAGCUAGCCCAGAUUUAUGCACUAUUCGCCAGGCAAGCUGAUAAGAGUCCCACGAAAGUGGACUACCCUUCGCAACUGGCCACUGAUUGCCGGGACAGCCAGGCUAAUCUCAGAGACCGGCUGCCUCCGAAGUGUGAGGCUCUGCGGCUCACCCGUCGACAGUUGACGGCCUACGACGGAAUGCAAGACAGCCAACCCAUAUACACGGCGCUUAAUGGUAACAUUUAUGAUCUCAGCUCUUCGCGGGAUACUUUUUUGGGGCCCGGGCCCUACUCCCUGCUGGCAGGCUGCAAUGCCAAUCAUGUGCUUAAUAUUGCUUGCGGUUCCAUGGGCGUUUGUACCGACGAUGUGCUUCAAAGAUGGGAGCGUAGUCUGAACGCCGAGUUCCAUAUCGUUGGCUACUUGACUGACAGCGAAGGGUCCGAAAGUGACGACUAUGAAAGUGACGUCUCAACUCUUGUGAGUAAACGCAGUCAGGAGCAUCAGGAUUCUAAUCACGAAUCCAAUUAUUGUUAGGGUCCGCAUUUCAGUUCACUUUUCCCUCAAACAAACCGUGUCGCAAUAGUGGCUAGAAAAAAAUUAAA